GAGAGAGAGAGAGAGAGAGAGAGAGACUCAGACGGUUUAUUUUUCUCUGUGCCUAUCAAGUACCCAACCCAAGAGCAAGAAACACCCAAGAGCGAGAAACAGAGAGAGAUAGGGAGAGUAGGGUUCUUCAGAUCUUGUUCUUGGUCGUGAGCAGUGAUUGAUACGAAUUCAAUCAUGGGUUUUUCUCUUUACCACUUCUACAGCGGAACAACCCCAAUCCCACCACCUACCUUUCUCUGAUCACAGUUUCAGCUACGUAUUAAUCUUAGGUUUUCCAGUCAGCGAGCUCCUCCUCGAAUUCUCCCCUGUUUCUUUGACACACACACAGAAUCAGCAUUUCCCAAGAAAAUUCAUAUCCUUCUUUUGGUUUGUUCUCAUCCCGCUGUUCUUGUUCUUGGCCCAUUGCGUUUUCCAUCUUGAUCCAUCGUCUCGUAUCGGUUUUUCUUAUCUGGGUUCUUGUUCUUGGUUCAUUCCGUUUGGUUUCUUGAUCUAAUCAAAUGGAGGUGGAAGAUCAAGAACAGAAGUUGCACGUGUGCAAGAUUUGUAGCAAGAGCUGCUUUAAUGGGUAUUCAUUGGGAGGCCACAUGAGGUGCCAUUUAGCCACAACUUCAGCUAAAAAGCACGAAGAUCACAACGAAACCCACAUGGCUAUGGAAUGGACCGAUGAUAUUGAUAACAGUUAUGGGCUUAGAGAAAACCCUAAGAAGUCCUGGAGAAUUUCGGAUGCGAAAAACCAGUGCAGAGAAUGCGGAAAAGAGUUCAAAACGAUGACAGCUCUCUCUGGUCAUAUGAGAUGUCACUCGAUUAAAGAAAAAGAAUGGCCGUGUAAACAGUGUGGUAGAGGGUUUGGUUCAAUGAGAGCUCUGUUCGGUCACAUGAGGCAUCACCCCAAAAGAUUGCCAGAGAAGCAAUCGGAGUACGAGAAUUUGUGCCCGGUUCGGAGGAAGCGAUCGAAGCUGAGUUACAAGGUUUCUGCUAAUCUUUCUUUAACCAAUUCGAAUCCAAAUGCAUCUUGUUUGGAUGUUUCUGAGGUUGAUGAAUUAGAGGAGGCUGCUUUGAGUUUGAUCAUGCUGUCUAGAGGUGUGACAAAUUUGGCUGAGUUGAAUUCAGUCUUGGAGUCUUCUGAGAAUGAUAAAUCUGGAAUUUGCAAAGAUAGUAGUCGAGGUGGGAAAUUAGAGUGUGAUUUUGAUGAUGAGAAUUGGAAGGGAAAGAAGAAAUUGAGAGCGAGAUUGGAUUCUCGUGUUUCAGGUUCUUGGAAUUCUUUGUGUGAGAAGAAAGAAUCUGAAUUGGGUGAAAAGAAGGCCGAUUCGGGAUUUUCCAUUGAUGGGUUAUCUGAAUUUGGUGAAAUGGAUUAUGAGUUUUCGAUCGAAAAUGACAAGGCUGAGUUGGGAUUUUCCACUGAUGGGUCUCAAAAGAGUGAUGAAUUCAAGAAGUUUGAACUCGACGAUGAAUCUGGAAUCGAGUUGUUCGAUGCCGAAAUCAAAGAUGGAAAUGUCCCCACUGAAGUGGUGCUGGUGAAGGAUUUGGUGGGAGAAGUUGGAUUUUUGGAUCAAGAUGACUCAGAAAUGAUGAAGUCUAACUCAAGCAAGGAAGCAACUUUUGAUGAUCAAGAAGAUCCUGAAUUUGGGGUCAAUAUUUGUGAUCAGAUAAACAAAGGUGUUGCUUCUUUUUCUGGGAUCUUUGUGAAGAAACCUGAGUACAAAUGCAGGACGUGCAACCGAGUCUUUCCAUCUUACCGAGCGCUUGGAGGCCACCGGAGUGGCCACAGAACCACCAGUUGUGGCCCUGUGGUGAAGAUUGGCUGCCAUGAAAGCAGUGUUGAGUCAACCACCCUAUUGCUGAAUAACUCUGACCCAAAUUCCGAUCUCGAGAAGCUUGAAUCGACUGAGAAUGUAGUUGAGGAAGUUGGAUUUCAUGAAUUAAAGAAGGGCAAGGACCACGAAUGCCCCAUCUGCUUCAAGGCUUUCCCAUCAGGCCAAGCCUUGGGGGGUCACAAAAGGGCUCAUUAUGUUGGAUUUUCAGAAAACACAACCGCCAAAGAGACUGCUUCAGCAAAGGAAGAAGAGAUUUCUGAGUUGAGUAUUGUCUGCGAUCUUAAUCUCCCAGUUCUUGGUCUUGAAAAUGAGGUCGAUAUCGAUGUUGGGUUCAAGCCGUGGUGGCUUGGGAGUGGUCGCGAGCGUGAGCCGCUGCUGAUCUCUAACUUAGCAAACUGUGUUCCUUGAAUGGCUAAUUCCCACUGAAUUCAUAGUGUGAAAAUGACACUUCAGGUUUUAGAAUGACACCAAGUAGAGGUGAUUUUUUUUCCCCAUUUUUCUGCUUAUUGUCAGUAGCUAGUACCCCCCAUUCCAUCUUGUUUUCCUCCCAUUUUCUUGUGUGUUUCUGUUCUGUUUGGUCUGAAACUGUCUCACUUGUAGGCUAGCAGAACAAGAGCUCACAUAUCAUCCUUUCCAUGGGGAUCUGAAAUUGAAAAUAGAUUGUGAUUCAAGUUU
Messenger RNA from Rhododendron vialii, 2489 nucleotides. RefSeq lists its product as uncharacterized. Lineage: Eukaryota; Viridiplantae; Streptophyta; Magnoliopsida; Ericales; Ericaceae. The transcript has a single exon. The coding region runs from base 498 to 2222 and encodes 574 amino acids. The record is from RefSeq and is a predicted model, not a curated record.